Radiomyces spectabilis is the source of this 398-nucleotide messenger RNA. RefSeq lists its product as uncharacterized. The transcript has a single exon. Bases 32 to 304 code for a protein of 90 amino acids. NCBI's taxonomy places the organism in Eukaryota, Fungi, Mucoromycota, Mucoromycetes, Mucorales, Radiomycetaceae. The record is from RefSeq and is a predicted model, not a curated record.
AUAAUUCUCCUUAAGGUAAGACGUUUGUGUAAUGCCCACUUCAUGCACAUCUCUUGCUUUGUUUGUCGCUUUAAUUCGCGCGUGCGACAAAUACAUUGUUUGGCUUGACCCCAAUGUAAAAAGUACAGCGAAUAAUCAUGGUUCACAAAUCAAUCAAGCUGAAGCUUGCACCACCACCACGACUCGUCAUCAACACCAUUCCCAGAUUGGGUUGACAAUCAAAGAUACGGGACGCGGGAAGCAAGAGAAGAGAUGGAUGUUACAGGUUGUAUCAUGGUGUAAUAGAAGAAAAGAAAGCAGGUAGGUCCAACCGUACCGGGAAUGCUUUGGUUGGAAGAACUGGAUGAACCUUGUUUUAGUCCGGCGGAGAAAUGAGGUGGUUUCCUUUUGUUUUUGGG